ACUGUCAAAACAUCUGUUUUUUGUUAUUGUUUAUAAUUCAAUGUUAAAUCAAAUGGCAAUAUUGUCCGAAUGGUGUAAUUAAGAUAAACAAAAUUAAACCAAAACGAAUUUCCGCAAGACAAUUCAAGUGCAUCAGUUUAAACAAUCCGAUUCUUUUCAUAGUAAAUUCAAUUAAUUGAAUGUUUCCCCUUUGUGGUGAGAUGGGUGAGAUCCCUUUGUCAAAGCAUUCAACUUAACGAAAAAAUAAGUUUAAUAUGGAACAACAACAAAAAAAAAUUUUUGGUCUCUGUCAACACCAAAGUUUUUUCUUUUGAUUCUUUUUGCCCAUUCUAGGCAUAAUUUGUGAUCAAAAUAUUCGCAAAAAUUAAUUCUUACAACGCGAAGAAAGCAUUCCAUUAGACGAACAUCGAAUACAAAUUAAGUGGAAGGAAAAUUUCAAACAAAUAAACUGCAAUCCUUGUGCAACCUCUCUGGUCGACAGUACAAUAGUUUUUUUUCUACUAUUUUGACUUUGAGAGAUGAUUAUUUUUGGAUUUGUGGGCUUGUGAAAUUUUUUUUAUAAAAAUACUUGUGAUAAAAUGGUGAUGCAAUCAAAUUCGUGAACAAGAACAAAUGAGCAUGAUCCGAAAACAUGCUACAAUGUGAAUGAAUUCUGUAAAGCAAUUGCAGUUUUGCAGUUUUGCUAACUGCAUUAUACACGAGAAAGAAAUUAUUUUUUUUUUUAACUUUCAUCUAAAGUGGUUUUGAUUACACAUAUUUCGUCUAUCUUGUCGAUAGAAAUUACAGUGAAUAAAAUAAAAAAGAGACAGACUUGUCAAACGUUCGAUCGCGAUACAAAUUCUUGAUAUUUUUGCAAAAACGCUCUGCCAUCGUGCUGCAUAUAAACAAGAAAUAUAAUGAGUGGACGUGUGCGUCUCAAAGAGAACGGUGUUCUCGAUGAAGAAUUUACGUUGCUGGAAAUUGUUUUCAAAUAUUUAUCGAAAAAUUUGGUUGUCACCAGCAGUAAUGAUUGGAAUGACGAUUUGUUGACAACGGAGAAAUAUUUCAUUGAAAAUGUUCAACUAAAUGGACCAAUCGUCAUUCCGAAUGAAAUAUGUGAUAGAUUUAUAAAGUACCACCAAGACUGCAAUCAAACGGUUACCAAUCAAUUCAUGUUCAUAUUUCAUGAUGUGCAUCGGACGCCGUUAAAAUAUGUUUCGAUUCGUGAGUCCACAAUUACGGACGACGGAUUGAAAGUGCUACUGCGACACAAUUUAGCGUCGCUGUCGCUGUGGUAUUGCGACAAUAUAACGACAGAAAGCUGGAACACUCUCGUCGAGCAUGGUCGCAAUCUACGCGAACUGGAAUUGGGUCGGUCGGUUGACAUGCUGAAGCACAGUGCACUGAUUUCGAAAGAGUUCGAGUUUCAGUUGUUGCUACCAAAUUUGAGACGACUCAAAAUUAACACGAUAACGUUGCUGUCGAAUUUACAGUUUAGUCAUCUCACGGAAUUGACUCAUUUAGAUCUAAGUGGAUGUACAUUCAAUGGAUUUAGUUUAAAUGCUAUAGUGAAUCUUCCAAAUUUAACAACCCUAAUUUUAUUUAAUAUACGAACAAUUGAAACCGAGUUACCUGCACUGUGUAUGAUGAAUAAAUUGACCGCAUUGGACAUAUCCACCUGUUCGAAUGGAACUAAUGGUAACGGUCACUACGAAAAUCCGAAUCAGUUUCUAGCUACAAUAAUUGAGAGUUUGCCGAUGCUGACACAUUUAGACAUAUCUGGAACGAAUUUGGCCGGCACGGGUGUAGCUCAGUUCAAAGCAAGCGAUUCAAUCAAAAGUUCGGACAUACCGGGGCUAGUCAGCCGUGCAACGAAUCCUUUACAGUUCUUAGGUCUUUACAAUACUGCACAUUCAGCGUGCCGACGAUACGAUAUUCCAGCCAUUACGAUUUCCGGCGAAGCGAACGAAGAACAAAUUCUAACCUCGGCUGUAGUUUAUCAGGAUCGACCAAUAAUGCUCACUAAGGUUCUCAAUGACCUGUACCAUCUUCUACGAUUUGAGACAUGCAAAUCAAUACAUCGUGCACUCGAUGUUGUAUUAUCUGCUAUGGACAGACACUUGCGAAACAAACACAUGCAAAUAUCCGGAAGUGCAACAUUAUUCUACAUAGUCAAAGGUCGUGAUAAGAGCAAGUUCGGAACGCCUUUGAAAAAUCACAUAAUCCGAACAUUACUCAAUGGUAUGUCGUCACAUCAAAGUGAUGAUACAAUGAUGCGAAAUGGUUGUUUAACAUUGUGCCAAUUCUCUAUUCCGAAUGAUGUGUUAUUCGAAUACGAAAGAUUAGUUAAGAUCCUGUUGCAUGGAGUGUCGGAUUCGGAACAGGAAGGUUUCGUUCAACGGAUUGCAAUUUAUUUGCUCAAUUCAUUGGCUUGCCAGGUGGAUGGUCGACAGAAAUUAUUUCUCGGUGAUUUAGGAGCGAUUUCGACAAUGUUGGCCUUGAUAAACGACAGAUUGACCCGGAAGGUAUUCGAUGACGUAAUGGAAGUGGCAUGGUCGACGAUGUGGAAUGUUACCGACGAAACGCCUAGAAAUUGCAAGAGAUUUUUGGAUGGUCACGGAAUGGCAUAUUUCCUAGGAUGUUUGAAUUGCUUCCCCGAGAAAGAAGAAUUACUCCGAAAUAUGAUGGGACUGCUGGGAAAUGUUGCUGAAGUGAAAACUCUACGUCACCGCCUAAUGACAUCGGAGUUUAUUCAGGUCUUCACGGAUUUAUUGGAAUCGUCAAGUGAUGGGAUUGAGGUGAGUUAUAAUGCAGCCGGCGUAUUAGCGCACAUAGCAUCGGAUGGUGCUGAAGCUUGGGAUAUAGAAAACCCAUCACGUAAAGAUGUUCUGACAAAAAUGGUGAACGCUAUCGAACGAUGGAAUCUGAGUGCCGAGCGUAACAUCAAUUAUAGAAGCUUCGAACCGAUUCUUGGCUUAGUGCGAUGUUACGAAACGCCGGAAUGUCAACAUUGGGCGGUGUGGGCAUUAGCAAAUUUAACAAAAGUUUAUCCACACAAAUAUUCCCGUUUGGUGGAAGAAGAGCAUGGACUCGACUUAUUGUUGGAAUUACUCGAUCAUCCGCUUCCAUAUACUCGUAUAAAAGACCUGUCCCAAAUGGUUCUAGACAAUUGCUAUCGAAUAAGUAGACCAACACGUAAGAACAACCAUCAAACUAUGAAUCAAAUGAUUUUAGACGGAUAACAAAGCUCGCGUUCCAACAAAAUUUUUCAAAUUCAAUUUCAAGCAAUCCAUUUGAACACCAAUCAGAUUAUAUUGAGAUUUUCGUUUUUUUUUUCUUUUUUUUUGUUACUUUUGUUUAAUGGUAUCGAAUCGAUGCUCUCAUUUCGUAAUUCUUUUUUUUUCGUUGUUAAUUUGUCGCAUUUUCACCGAAAUUCUUUGCUUACAAAUACACACACGCUAACAUUUUGAUUAAAGAACAGUGCGCGUUACUUUAAAACAAAAAAAAAAUUGAAAAUUAGCCGAAGUGAAUGAAUGGUCAAAACCAAAAAAGGAAGGUAAAACAAAAUUGAGUGAAAAUGGACGUUUUGGGUUCGAGUGGACCAUAUUUAUUUGGUACUAAGAAUGAAAAGAGAAAGAAAAACCCAACCAAGAAACACAAACUUUAUGUAAAUAAAAUUGGCAGUUUGGAAAUAA
This is a messenger RNA of Bradysia coprophila, 3674 nucleotides long. RefSeq names its product protein zer-1 homolog. The record is from RefSeq and is a predicted model, not a curated record. Gene Ontology annotation, cellular component: Cul2-RING ubiquitin ligase complex. Gene Ontology annotation, molecular function: protein binding. Lineage: Eukaryota; Metazoa; Arthropoda; Insecta; Diptera; Sciaridae.